UGUAACUUUAAGUUUAUAUAGUUUUUAACAAAAAGAGAUAAAUCUUAUUUAGUUUAUCCACACCAUCUUAAUCCUAUCUCAAUCUUUGUGUUUUUUUUUAUAGUUUACAAUACCAUUGCGUAUUCUAUAACACCAAAAGAUAAUUUUUUUUUAUAGAUGUCAAGAAACGAGGUUUUCCCUCACACAAAAGGAUGGACAAUGUAACUCGUAUCAAAAAGAAAAUUUUCAAUAAAAUUUUUCAGAAGAAAAGUAAUGAACAAGGCUAUGUUCGACCUAAUAAGGAACGAAGCUAUGUACGAACUUCAGGCGUGCACCCCUUGAAAAUAUCUGAAGUAAUAUAG
Messenger RNA from Nezara viridula (southern green stink bug), 341 nucleotides. The record is from the annotation of a GenBank genome assembly. NCBI's taxonomy places the organism in Eukaryota, Metazoa, Arthropoda, Insecta, Hemiptera, Pentatomidae.